CAAUAUAGAUGAUUUACAUUCAAAUGUUUUUUGAUCCCAUUUAUUAUUAUUUUUAGAUAGAAGUAGAACAGAAGAACCGAUCCCAACCAAUUUUGGGGCAACUAAUUCAUGGAACCUGGAACCAGCUGUUCCAGUAUCCCUCCAAGGCUCCAAUCCUCCAUGUCCAUGCCUAAGGAUUAGGAGGCGAGACUCUCACGUGCGGUUGCUUUGAGAACUAGAAGGGUGCGAUACCACCACCUAUCAGGCCGGACGAGCGGUCCACGGAGCUGCAUCUCUACUCACCUGCUCUAUGCACAUCGCUCUCUCCAGCUGGUUUGCCGCCUAUCCUAGAUCUUCCCAUUUCCAUCAAGACCCCGGGUUCAAUCUGGUUUAGUUUAGUAUAAAGCUCUGUAGUGAUCGGUGCUCAUUGAAUUUAAGAAUGGAGUCAAAGCGGCAGGUAUUCUCGGUAGAUCUUCUCGAAAGGUACGCUACAAAGGGGCGUGGAGAGAUUACCUGUAUGGCUGCGGGAAACGAUGUCACUGUUUUGGGUACCAGCAAAGGAUGGGUGAUCAGACAUGAUUUUGGAGUCGGCAAUUCUGAUGAUAUUGAUCUUUGUGCCGGUAGACCAGGGGAACAGUCUAUUCAUAAAGUUUUUCUUGAUCCUGGAGGUAGUCACUGUAUUGCCACAGUUGUUGGCAGUGGAGGUGCUGAUACAUAUUACAUGCAUGCAAAAUGGGCUAAACCUCGCAUUUUUAGCAAAUUGAAAGGGUCUCUUGUGAAUGCUGUUGCUUGGAACCGACAGCAAAUUACUGAAGCUUCAACAAAGGAAGUCAUUAUUGGGACAGAUAGCGGCCAACUUUAUGAGGUGUAUGUAGAUGCGAAAGAUAAGAUGGAGAAACACAUAAAGUUGCUAUUUGAUCUCAAGGAACUACCUGAGUCUUUCAUGGGUUUGCAGAUGGAAACAGCUAGUGUAAACAAUGGAACUAGAUAUUAUGUGAUGGCUGUUACUCCCACACGCUUGUAUUCUUUCACCGGGAUUGGUUCACUAGAGUCUGUUUUUGCUAGUUACGUGGACCGCACAGUUCAUUUUAUGGAACUUCCAGGAGAAAUACCAAACAGUGAACUGCACUUCUUUAUAAAGCAAAGGAGAGCUGUGCAUUUUGCUUGGCUUUCAGGUGCUGGAAUUUACCAUGGUGACCUAAACUUUGGUGCACAUCACAGCUCACCUAGUGGGGAUGAAAACUUUGUGGAAAAUAAAGCUCUUUUGGACUAUUUGAAUCUAUUAGAAGGGACUGAAUCUGUUAAACCAAGUUCAAUGGCGGUGUCUGAGUUUCAUUUUCUUCUCCUUAUCGGAAACAAAGUAAAGAUAGUGAACCGGAUUAGUAAGCAGAUCGUAGAAGAACUUUUUUUUGAUCAAACACGUGAUGCAGUUUCAACAGGAAUUAGUGGAUUAUGCAGUGAUGCAUCUGCUGGGCUGUUUUAUGCUUAUGACCAAAACUCUAUCUUCCAGGUGUCUGUUAAUGAUGAAGCCCGGGAUAUGUGGAAGGUAUACAUGGACUUGAAGGAAUAUGCUGCAGCAUUGGCUAUUUGUAAUGAUCACCUGCAGAGGGAUCAAGUCUAUCUUGUGCAGGCCGAAUCUGCUUUUUCUGCAAAGGACUUCAUGCGAGCAGCAUACUUUUAUGCCAAAAUUACUUAUGUGUUAUCAUUUGAAGAGAUAACACUGAAGUUUAUUAGCAUGGGUGAACAGGAUGCUCUAAGAACCUUUCUUUUGCGUAAGCUUGACAGUCUUGCUAAAGAUGACAAGUGUCAAAUUACAAUGAUUUCUACAUGGGCUACUGAACUAUAUUUGGAUAAGAUCAAUAGGUUACUUUUAGAAGAUGAGUGUGUUUCAGAGACUCGCAACUCAGAAUUUGAAUCUAUAAUUAUGGAGUUUCGUGCAUUUCUAAGUGAUUGCAAGGAUGUAUUAGACGAAGCGACAACCUUGAAGUUACUUGAAAGCUAUGCUAGAGUAGAUGAAUUGGUCUUUUUUGCUGGCCUGAAGGAGCAAUAUGAGAUUGUCAUUCACCAUUAUAUUCAGCAAGGAGAAGCAAAGAAAGCCCUACAAGUCCUUCAGAAGCCUAAUGUCUCUAUAGAUCUUCAGUACAAGUUUGCACCUGACCUUAUCAUGCUUGAUGCAUAUGAAACUAUUGAGUCAUGGAUGACAACAAAAAAUUUGAAUCCAAGAAAACUCAUUCCUGCCAUGAUGCGUUAUUCAAGUGAACCACAUGCAAUGAACGAAACACACGAAGUUAUAAAAUAUCUGGAGUAUUGUGUGCACCGACUACAGAAUGAGGAUCCUGGUGUGCAUAACCUGCUACUUUCACUAUAUGCGAAAAAGGAGGACGAGAGUGCUCUCCUGCGUUUCCUGCAAUGCAAGUUUGGGAGGGGUCGGCCAGGUGGCCCUGAAUUUUAUUAUGAACCCAAAUAUGCCUUGCGUCUCUGCCUCAAGGAAAAGCGGAUGCGUGCUUGUGUACACAUCUACAGCAUGAUGUCUAUGCAUGAAGAAGCAGUUUCCCUUGCUUUACAGGUAGAUCCAGACCUUGCUAUGGCUGAAGCAGACAAAGUUGAGGAUGAUGAAGACUUGAGAAAAAAACUUUGGCUUGUAAUUGCCAAGCAUGUCAUUGAGCAGGAAAAGGGCACAAAGAGAGAGAAUAUCCGGAAGGCGAUUGCAUUUCUCAAGGAAACUGAUGGAUUAUUGAAGAUUGAAGACAUCUUGCCCUUCUUUCCAGAUUUUGCUUUAAUAGAUGAUUUCAAAGAAGCAAUUUGCUCAUCAUUAGAUGACUACAAUGAGCAAAUUGAAAAAUUGAAGCAGGAGAUGAAUGAUGCAACACGAGGCGCUGACAACAUUAGAAAUGAUAUUAACGCUCUUGCUCAGAGAUAUGCUGUUAUUGAUCGUGAUGAGGAAUGUGGGGUUUGCAGGCGAAAGAUAUUAAAUAUGGGUGGUGAGUUCGGAAUGGCGAGGGGAUAUACAGCUGUUGGACCAAUGGCUCCUUUCUAUGUCUUUCCAUGCGGACACUCCUUCCAUGCCCACUGCCUGAUUGCACAUGUAACUAGGUGCACCACACCAUCGCAGGCCGAACACAUACUGGAUCUGCAGAAGCAGCUAACUUUGCUGGACAGUGAACCCAGGAAGGAGACAAACGGUGCUUUAUCUGAUGAUCAUCCAAUAGCUAGCUUGACACCCAUUGAAAAGAUUCGGUCACAGCUGGAUGAUGCCAUUGCUAGUGAAUGUCCAUAUUGUGGGGACUUGAUGAUCCGUGAGAUCUCUCUUCCAUUCAUCCUCCUACCUGAUGAAAUGCAAGAAGUCACAUCCUGGGAAAUAAUGCCACAGAACCCUGCAAAUCAGCCUCAGAGAGGCGUAUCUUUGACCGUGUGAUGUUUAAACCAACGCUCUUGAUCGCAUGGGGUAACAGGUACUGAUUCAGCUCGCUCUCUGGGUGCAAAAUGGAAAAUGCAAAAUAAAUUUCAUCUAAACGGCCUGUCAUAGACUCAUGGUACAUCAUAUUUUUUGUGGUCCAAAAUGGACUUGUGUUCGAAUACGGAUGUACCUUAUAUAACUUAGAGUUGUGUGUUCGAAUAUGGAUGUACCCCUAUAUAACUUGUAAUAAAACUUGUGCUUUAUCAAUUGUCUCACCAUUAGGCUAGGGUUGCCUUGCUGGUCGCCUUUGCUUGGUAUUUGAAUAGUCGUCUCACAUAUUCACUAGGAAGUUGUUAAAUAAUCAAAGUAACUUGGAUUUCGGAUUUCAGUACGUGAUUAAUCAAAGUAAUGCAGCUUCCUGGUCCAUAUUUUUGACAUAACUCGGGUGAUAAUAUUCAGUAUCUAAUUAUUAUUUCAAAUCAAAGUAACUUGGAUUUCGGAUUUCAGUACGUGAUUAUUCACUGUAAU
This is a messenger RNA of Cuscuta epithymum, 3904 nucleotides long. Lineage: Eukaryota; Viridiplantae; Streptophyta; Magnoliopsida; Solanales; Convolvulaceae. The record is from the annotation of a GenBank genome assembly.